Lodderomyces margitis is the source of this 1674-nucleotide messenger RNA. RefSeq names its product signal recognition particle subunit. Gene Ontology annotation, molecular function: signal recognition particle binding; 7S RNA binding; endoplasmic reticulum signal sequence receptor activity. The coding region runs from base 1 to 1674 and encodes 557 amino acids. Gene Ontology annotation, biological process: SRP-dependent cotranslational protein targeting to membrane. The transcript has a single exon. Lineage: Eukaryota; Fungi; Ascomycota; Pichiomycetes; Serinales; Debaryomycetaceae. The record is from RefSeq and is a predicted model, not a curated record. Gene Ontology annotation, cellular component: signal recognition particle, endoplasmic reticulum targeting.
AUGGAAUCAGUUCUUAAUACAACCUUAGGUGCACGUUUGAGUGCCUACUUGGUUACUGCGGAUGAUUUCAAAAGACAAAGGACUAGAGUCAACAAAAGAAUCCUUAAACUACGUCGUGAUUUAAACUUGGUUACGAAAGAUACCAAAAACUACAGUGCAAAGGAACAAACAUCGAAGAUUACCCCUCAACAGUAUGACGAAAACAAGGAAUAUGGAUUGAUUGAGCUACUUCUAGCUGAGAGAGAUAUGCUCUAUGCUAGCGAGAUCAAAGCCAAAUUGGAUAUAAAUAGCGAAACGUCGUCAUCAUACACUACUUUGUUGAAAACAAAGACAAAGAGAGCAUUGUUCCACGUUGAUAACUUGAUAAAAUUAACCACUGGCGAGUCGAAUGACAAAAUUCGUAUCGAGGUUUACAUAUACGCGGCAUUGGUGGCUGGUCAAUUGUCAAUAACUAGGAAGCAGUGGCUGAAAGCAUUGAAUGCCUUUUCAAUAGCAAAAUGCAGUUUGGACUACUUAAAUGCACAAGACAGCGAUAAGGAGUCUUUCAACAAGACAUUGUGUAAUGAACUACUUGAAAAUACAGUUGAUCCUUCGUUGAACUUGGCAGCUUCGCAGUUGGACAACUUGCCGUCAACUGAUUUAAAGACUUUGUCGAGGAAAUAUUGCCAUGAAAAUGCGUUCCCCGAAAUUUCGCCUGUUCUCAACUUGAUUGAUUCACAAUUCACCAAAGAUAUUUCUUCCUCGGUAAAGUUGCAGAAAGAAGUUGAUUGGAGAGGCCAUGUUGCCACUAUUUACAAUGACGAACUCGCAUUCAAGAUCCAAGAGUUGACAAGUAAUAAAGAAUGGUUGCAAUACAACGACGCUAACCAGUUUGACGAUGUAAUUGCGUCUUGGAUCAGCAUAUUAGAAUUGCAUAAAGAGGAUACUCAGAAGAACCAAGAUGAUGAUGAUAUGGAAAAAGUUCAAGAUAGGGCAAUUUUAUUAACCUAUAUAAACUAUAAUUUGCUAUUUACAAAACUCAAGAGAGACUUGCUAUUGGUAGGACAAUUAGUAGCUCAAAAAAAUGUCGAGAAUAGCAAGGACAUCGUUAGAAUCUAUCUGGGCAUUAUCAGUAUUGUCGACGAGUUGAAAGAGCUCCCUGGUGUUUACAACGACGAAGACUUGCAUUAUUCGUUAGAGCAUUUGGAGGGAUUCUUCCAAGGUCAAAAGAAUGUUGUUAUUGCAGAAUCAUAUCAAUUCAACAACAAAUUUGCCGAGAGUUUAAAAAUUUACAACUUUGUCAACCAGCAAUUGCCAGCUUCCCAUGACUAUUAUAAAGUUCAAUUUCCAUUCGAUGUUAGUACCAACUCAGAAGUUGCUCUUUUUAAGGCACAUUUGGAAAAGAAGGUUUUGCAAGCACAGGUUAGUGCGCAGUUUGAACAAGGCAAAAGAGCAGCUUGUUCGAAAUAUACUAUUGAAGAUAUGAAGAAAUUUCCUAAUGGUUUAAGCGUAAUUAAUCUUGAUAAGAUUGAACCAGUAAUGUGUAAACCGGUUUUGUUUGAUCUUGCAUUUAAUUACAUUUCGAUUGGUGCUGAAUCGGCACAACCUGUUCAAGCACCACCUUCGAGUAGUGAAGCCAACACUGAAGACACAAAGAAGCGUGGAUUCUUCGGCAUGUUUGGCGGACGUAAUUAG